CGCUUCCACGAGCGUGGCCGGGAAGGAAGGGGGCUUAGCCGGCGGGGCUGCGAGGAAAGCGGAUCGUUUCCUGCGUGCAUCUCUUGGAACGAGGAUCAGAGCCGCCUUUCCGUGAGGGCGCCAGACACUCCCAUGGCCUCGUCUUCAUCUCCAGGAACCUCAGUUCUUUAUAAUGGAGGAUUAACAGCAGUUGAGCUUCCAAUGCAGGAUUUGGUAUCAUUUGAGGAUGUAGCUGUGGUUUUCUCCGUGGAAGAGUGGGCCCUGCUGAAUUCUAAGCAAAAAGCCUUAUACCAAGAGGUCAUGCUGGAAAACAAGAGGAACAUGGCCUCCGUAGCAGGUGACGGAUGGGAGAUGGAGGAUUCUGGCCAAGAGGCAGCAGCACCUUUGCCAAAAGACAAAAAGAAUGUUGCAGAAAAGAUGUAUGGAAAGCAAAGUUUUGAGGAAAACCUGUUAAUGGUUGAGCAGGAGAAUUUGUCUAGUUUCCCAUGUGCAGAUACCAAUGUCUUAUUGGAUGCAGAUGAUUGGCAAGAAAAAGAAGUGUGUCCAAGGUGUGGGAAAAUAUUCAGAGAUGAAUUGGGAUUAUAUGACUGUUGUAAAAGCCCUGCUGGAGAGAAACAAGACAAAGGCAGGCAACACUCCAAAAGGACUCUUCCUCCUCCUUUACACGUAGGAAUACAAGGAGGAGGGGAAAUGUACAAAUGUACUGAAUGUGCAGAAAGCUUCAGUACAAGCCAUUCUCUUACAUUGCAUAAAAAGAUUCACAAAGCAGAGGAUCCACACAAAUGUCUGAAUUGUGGAAGGACCUUCAGGCAGAAAAAUCAUCUCAGUUUACAUAAGAGGGUCCACGAAGAGAGGAAGCAGCAUCAAUGCAUCACCUGUGGAAAGACCUUCAGAAACAGCAACUCCCUUACAUCCCACCAAAGUGUCCACAAAGAGGAGAAGUUGCAUCAACUCAGGGAGAAUAGGACACGGUUUACUUGGAGCAAUGAAGCAAAUUCCCGAAAAAAAAGUCCCACUGGGACUAAUUCAUGUAAAUGCCUGGAAUGUGGGAAGAACUUCCGCUCUGCAAGUGACCUCACUUACCAUAGAAGGAUCCACACAGCGGGAAAGCCGUUUCAUUGCACUCUGUGUGGAAAGAGCUUUGCACAAGAAGGCAAUUUCAGUUUACAUAAGAGGGUCCACACCGGAGAGAAGCCGUAUAAAUGCACAGUGUGUGGAAAAUGCUUCAAAGCCCCCGGUGCCCUUACUUCUCAUAAGAGGAUUCACACAGGGGAGAAACCCUAUGAAUGCUUGGAGUGUGGAAAAAGCUUCAACAGACGUGAUACGUUAACUAAACAUAAUAGGAUGCAUAAAGGGGAGAAACCUUAUAAAUGCCUGCACUCUGGAAAGAGCUUCAAUCAAAAAGGUCAUCUUAAGUCACAUGAGAGGAUUCACUUGGAAGAAAAACCAUUUCAAUGCACGGAGUGUGGAAAGAGCUUCAAUCGCUCUUCACACCUUACUGCCCAUAACAGAAUCCACACGGGGGAGAAACCAUACAAAUGCCUGGAAUGUGGAAAGAGCUUCAGUUAUUCCAACCACUUAACUUCCCAUAGAAGAAUCCACAGUGGAGAAAAACCGUAUCAAUGCACGGAGUGUGGGAAGCGCUUCACUCAUCAACAGAGUUUUACUGUCCAUAAAAGGAUCCACACAGGUGAAAAGCCUUGUAAGUGUACCGAAUGUGGCAAAUGCUUCACUGAUUUUGGGGCGCUCGCUCGUCAUAAAAACGUCCACACUGGGGAGAAACCCUAUGAAUGCCACACUUGUGGAAAGAGCUUCAAUAGAAAAGAUGGCUAUAUCAAACAUAGCAGGACCCACACUGGGGAGAAGCCCUUUCAAUGCUUGCAGUGUGGAAAGUGUUUUGCCCGUUCUGAUAUGUUGCAUGCCCACAAAAAGACCCACACGGGGGUGAAACCAUAUAAAUGCCUGGAAUGUGGAAAGAGCUUCAGCCAUUCCAGCUACUUAAUGAUACAUAGAAGAAUCCACAGUGGAGAUAAACCAUAUCAAUGCACUGAGUGUGGAAAGCACUUCAAUAAUCCACGUAGUCUUACUGUCCAUAAAAUGCUCCACACAGGUGAAAAGCCUUAUAAGUGCACCGAAUGUGACAAAUGCUUCUCUAAUUUGGGUUCUCUCUCUCACCACAAAAGGAUCCACACUGGGGAAAAACCAUAUGAAUGCCACACGUGUGGAAAGAGUUUCAAUACAAAAAAUGGCUAUAUCCUACAUAGCAGGACCCACACUGGGGAGAAACCAUAUCAGUGCCAAGAGUGUGGAAAACGCUUCAUUGACUCUAGAGAACUGACGAACCAUAAAAGGAUUCACACAGGGGAGAAACCCUAUAAGUGCAUGGAAUGUGGCAUGAGUUUCAGACAACGUGAUUGUCUUUAUAUCCACAAGAGGAUCCACACUGGAGAGAAACCAUAUACAUGUUAUGAGUGCGGAAAAAGCUUUAAUCAAAAUUAUUCACUCAGGAUCCAUAGAAGGCUUCACUCUGGAGAGAAACCCUAUAAAUGCCUGGAAUGUGGAAAAUGUUAUAAUCAGAAUGGCAGUUUUACCUCCCACAUGAGGAUCCACACAGGAGAGAAGCCAUUUAAAUGCAUCGACGGUGGAAAGAGUUUCAGAGAAGGAAGGAAUCUUAAGCGCCAUAAAAGAAUCCACACGGGAGAAAUCGUAUCAGUGUCUGGAGUGUGGAAAGAAAUUCAGAAGCGGGAAUGACUUUAGUCGCCAUAAGAAGACCCACAGCAGGAAAAGCCGAUACUAAUUGGUUCAUAUUGAUUCUCAAAAUGUGCUUCAUGUCCACAGCAGUGUCCCAGGAGAAUCUGUAGAAAUGCAUCAACUGUGGAAAGAGUUUCGGAGAUGGCAGGAAUCUCAGGGUCCAUAAAAGAAUCCACACGGGAGAAGCCGUAUGAGUGUGUGGAGUGUGGAAAGAAAUUCAGAACCUGGAGUGACCUUAGUUGCCAUAGGAAGAUGCACAGCAGGAAAAGACAACGCUAAUUGGUUCAUAUUGAUUCUCAAAAUGUGCUUCAUGUCCACAGCAGUGUCCCAGGAGAAUCUGUAGAAAUGCAUGGAAUAUGGGAAGAGCUUCCAAAGCAGCAGAAAAGUCUUGUUCCAUUAAAAAGAAGAGUUGCCUUUUAUAACUAGGAAUUAACUUUUGGAUAUUAGAUCUUUGUGUUAGAGUAAAUAAGAUAACAAAGAAUAAGAAUAGAA
Thamnophis elegans (Western terrestrial garter snake) is the source of this 3243-nucleotide messenger RNA. RefSeq names its product zinc finger protein 493-like. Gene Ontology annotation, biological process: negative regulation of transcription by RNA polymerase II. NCBI's taxonomy places the organism in Eukaryota, Metazoa, Chordata, Lepidosauria, Squamata, Natricidae. The record is from RefSeq and is a predicted model, not a curated record. Gene Ontology annotation, molecular function: DNA-binding transcription repressor activity, RNA polymerase II-specific. The transcript is spliced from 4 exons. Bases 133 to 2751 code for a protein of 872 amino acids.